This is a messenger RNA of Strongylocentrotus purpuratus (purple sea urchin), 1873 nucleotides long. RefSeq names its product ectonucleotide pyrophosphatase/phosphodiesterase family member 7-like. NCBI's taxonomy places the organism in Eukaryota, Metazoa, Echinodermata, Echinoidea, Camarodonta, Strongylocentrotidae. The transcript is spliced from 8 exons. The coding region runs from base 132 to 1430 and encodes 432 amino acids. The record is from RefSeq and is a predicted model, not a curated record.
UCGGAUCAUAAAUAGUUCGUGAUACAAAACAAUAGACCAGGUAGUUUAAUCGGAAGGAGUGUAAACAAAGUUGAGUUUUGAACCGUCAGAUAGUUACGUUGCUGUUAAUUGUAACUGAAAGGAUUAGUAUCAUGAUGAAGUACAAAUUCUUGACUAUAAUAUGCUCGUUUCUUCUAAUGUGCCAUCUAGUAGCUGCUCGGCAAAAGGUGAUCUUGUUACUAGCUGAUGGUCUGAGAUGGGACCGUUUUUCAGAGGACCUCCCGAGUCUGAUGAGGGUUGAAGAAAAUGGCGUCAGGGCUGAGUGGAUGGAUGGUGUGUUUGUCACACUCUCUUGCCCUUCAAUGUACUCAAUCGCAACAGGUCUCUACCCUGAGAACCACGGCGCCAUUCACAACCUCUAUUUCGACCCAGUUACCAGAGAACGCACGUAUAACUACUACGCUACUCUCGACAAGGCCGAGUGGUUUGAUACCGGGGCCGAACCGGUCUGGGUGACCGCUAUCAUGCAAGGUCUAAAUGCAGCUACUAUCAUGUACCCUGGUGGACAGGUUCCAAUUAAAGGUAUCAAACCAAACAAAACAAUUAUAUCAACUGCAGAAAAUAUCAGGAAUUACAAGAUGAAAGACAGGGUAGAUACCACCAUUUCGUGGCUUCAGGAUGACGACAUUGAUAUAGCCUUCAUAUACUUCGAUAACCCCGAUGCAUAUUAUCAUGUCUAUGGUAUCGGCUCUGUAAAUGGAACAGCUAAACUGUAUGAGGUUGAUGCUAAUAUCGGCUACCUGUUUGAUCGCCUAGCUGAGACAGGUCUCGAUCAGAACACCAAUGUCAUCAUCGCCAGCGACCACGGCCACGUAAACGUUGAGACUGAGGACUACAUCAUCCUCAGUGAUUACGUGGACAUCGAAGCCGACGUUGAUUUCCUGAUCGCCGACUACGGCCCCAUGUUCCAGUUGGUUCCAAAGAAUACAACAGAUGACAAAGUUUACAACGCACUCAAGAACGCUCAUCCAUCUUUGCACGUGUACAAGCGAGAGGAUAUGCCAGAAAGACUUCACUACCGAGAUAAUCUCCGUAUAUUACCUAUCGUAGGAUUCGUUGAUCCAGGCUGGCAUAUGCACUCCAGGAGAGGACUGCACCCACUGGCAGACGUGGCCUCCGACCAUGGGUAUGACAAUAAAUGGAAGGACAUGAAGUCAUCCUUCUACGCCCAGGGACCCUACUUUAAGAAAAAUUAUCGUGCCCUUGCACUUGAAUCUGUUGAUUUAUACAAUCUCAUGUGUGAGAUUCUCGACAUCGAACCAGCACCAAACAACGGAUCACGUGACCGCUACGUCGAUAUGUUAGAUUCGUCGACCUCGAAGCUGACGUCAGCGUCUUUGAUGACCGUCAUCCUGUUCAUGCUUAGUACUAUCAUACUGUCUUUUAACUAGACUUUUAACAACAUGUGUAGGGGCGUACUUAGACCAUGUAGAGGGGUUGGAAUAAAUUUUCCUAUGAACAUAAAAAUAGCAUCUUUUUGCAAUAUACCGCUAAUGUUCUAAAAGUCCCAAAUUUACAGAUUAAAAAAAAAAUGAAUUGGGGUUCCAACAUCCUCCCCCCGAUUCACACACACACACACACACACACAUUCCCCUCAUUCGACACUUCUUAGUAUUUGCAACUUAUUGCAUCCGUUUAUCACGUUUAUACCGACAAUAUACUACAUGCACGUACAGAGUGACUAAUAACUUACAGGUUUCAAAUUGUAAAGGAUGAGUACAAAAGCAAUUUAUUGCAAUAUAAGAGUACGUCCAUAUUCUCUCUCAUUUUCCAUACUCUAAUUUCAGUUUCUGACGAUACUUUGGACUUUAAAACAAGCUGCAGGGCAAAUAGA